Molecule: messenger RNA, 9905 nt
Organism: Brienomyrus brachyistius
Lineage: Eukaryota; Metazoa; Chordata; Actinopteri; Osteoglossiformes; Mormyridae
Gene: cplane1
Product: ciliogenesis and planar polarity effector 1
Exons: 51
Coding region: 142-9816 (3224 amino acids)
Biological process (GO): cilium assembly
Cellular component (GO): ciliary transition zone
Source: RefSeq, a predicted model, not a curated record
UGACCGGCGACCUCGCUGCAAUCCCGUCUGUGCCGGCGGGGGUCGCUGUGCCAGAGCCCGAAGUCAGCUCUCCGUUCGCGGCUGAGCGCAGGGGAGGCGUCUCUCGGGCCGGAAGCCGAGGGAGAUUUGAAAGUUUUCUUCAUGAAUUUGGGGACGAUGGAGCUGCAUCUGGAGGUGAUGCUGGUGACCAGUAUCAAGCGCAGGAAGCCGUGGCCGCGGUUCUGUUGGCUCGGACAGGAGAAGGAGGCUGUGUUCGUGCUGGACGACACAAGGAUCAGCGAGAUCGACAUGGCCUCAGGGAGGACCAAGAGAAGAACCCCCAAACUUCAGCCGCUUCUCCCCAGGGUGGUCGCCAUGGCAGCGUCCCACAACGGUGCCUGGCUGGCCGGCCUGCUUCUCUCUGGGGAGGUGUUUCUGUGGAAUAAGGACAGGGAUUUUAUAAAGACUGUGGCCCCCGUGCCGGCUGUGUGCGAAAUGGCCACCAUGGCUAAGGAGCGAUCCGUGACCCCAUCCUUGCUGGUCUCGGGUGACGGCCGCCGGCUGCUUCUGGCUGCCCUGACGACGCAGGUCUUCCUGUGGGAGUGUGUGGAUGCACGGGGGCUGGGAGGGCUGCGGGAUGGCGAGGCGAGGGGCCGCUGGGCUGAGAUCCUGCCUCCUGAAUGCCCGUCCCUGCCUUCGCUGAUGGACAGAGAGGCCUGUCUGCACUGUGCCUUUAUCCAGGGGGAGGCCCUGGGCGACUGCUGCCUGUCUGCAUUCGCUUACAUCGUGGGGAACCAGCUGGGUGUCACCUUCCUGAAGAUUUGCUGGGAGGAGAGUCCCGAGCUCCGGCACAGUCCGCAGGGGUACAGCGUGCGCUGGUCCACACAGCUGUACCCACUGGCCAGCCUGCAACCCCCCUGCCGCCCUGUGAAGUCCCGGGGGGCCCUGUUGUGUGCCCUGUCCCCCGACGGGCUGCUUUUGGCUGUGACCCUGAACCAGAGGGACCCCAGAGCCACCCAGGUUCUGUUCAUCAGCACCCAGAACCUUGUCUCUGUGCCCAGCUGGCUGGGGGGCUGCGGAAGCAGGGACCUGGCCAUCCCCGCCAAGUAUGUCAGGUCAUACUGGGUGGCGGAUGUGAGCUGGAGUGCAGGGGGGCUCUUCCUGGCCUGUGUGCUGAAGCGGGGGUCCCUGCUGCUUCUGGCUCGGCUGGGGGGGCUCCUGUCUCUCUCCACCUCGGGUUGCAGCGUGGAGCUCGGUCCCGCCCACUUCCUGCCCCUCCACCCACUGGUCACCUACAGACCCCCCCAGACCCAGCCGCAGGACGCUUCCCCGCCCAGUUCCUGUGCCUCUGCUCAGGACGUCCUGCGGCAGCGCUAUUCCGUGUCCUGGCACCCCCACUCGGCCUGCCUCGUCGUGUCUGAUGGCUACACGGCGACUGUCCUCUGCAUCCCCCGCCGGCCCUCUGCCGCUGCUCUCGUCGGCGCCCUCCUGUUGGACGCCAUGGAAGCCUUGGAGGUGUUCCGCCAGGGUGCGGUCGGCUCCCAGGGGCAGGAGGCACUGUCCACGCUUAAGCUGACGAGCAGCCUGCAGGAGAUCCGUGGGGGUGACGCGCUUGACACGGACCUGCCCCGCUUCCUCCUGGGGGGCGACUCGGGCACACAGGCCAAGGUGGACGCUGAGGACGACUCCGAUGACGAGGGCAGUCAGCUUCCAGGUCCAUGCGUGGAGAUGGAGGGGAGACUGGAGUUUGCCUCUAUGUUCGACACUCUUCAUGCUUAUCCUGACCAAUCCCACGACCUCACAGAGGCGGAGCCCGAAGCCCCACCCCUACUGGUCAAGCUGUCACAUGCCCGGAGGAGCCUGCUGACGGCCUGGGCGCUGGGUGUGUCACUGGGGGGCGUCAUGGAGCAUCGUGCUCGUCUGCUGAGAUACGCAGUGCGCUGUGCACUGCGGUACGCCGUUCUCCUGCGUCUCGCUCCUUUCUCAGCGUCCCGUGAGCCAGAGAUGGCGCAGGACACCUGGCUGUCUCGUGUUCUGAACCUGCUGCGAACCCUUCUCUACCUGCUAUCCUGGGACACGCCCCAUGUGGGUGGAGCCACCUGCUUGGGCGUGGCAGUGGAGCUGACAGAGCAGGUGGUGCGCCUGCUACUGUCACCUCAGGGUGGUGGUGCUGCUCCAUCCUCCUAUACCCUCUCCACUGCCCUGCUGGUUCUCACCCUGGCCUCCCAGAGUCUUGACCAAAUCUACUGGCUUCCUCAGAGAACCUGCUACAGCCUUCCUGAGCGCCAGGGAGCUCCAUCGUCUGUCCCUCUGUCUGAUGUCUUUUCUGUCCCAUUGCUGAGGGAGGCACAGUGGGACCCCCUUCAGAGGUUUUCCCAGAAUGCUCAGCUCAUGGGACGGCAUCCUUCCAGAAGGUUGCUGAGGGUGUGGCAGGAGCUAUACACGACGGCGCUGCAGUGUGCAGAUGGGCUGUGCUCCCAGCCAGGACAUGGCAGCUGUGAAGAGGAGCGGCACAGCAUCUCUGAUGUCCUGAACCAGGCUCAGUGGGUCCUGCAGGCGGCCGGAGCUGAGCUGGAGGGGGGCCCCACGCUGUACAGGGUCACAGGCGAGCAGCACUUCCUGAUGGGCUCAUAUGCAGACGGCGUCCAGGCGUGGAUCACCGACCUACUGGCGGACCGAGACGGAGCAGGGCCGCGCUCCUGCUUCCUGGAGACCCGGUACUGCCUGGCGCUGCUCUACAGCCUGCUCUUCCGGUACCGCUUGAGGGAGGCCCAGGGGUUCUGUGACCGGCUGGCCCAGAGGCUGGUCCGGAAAGCGGGGCUGGAGGUGGAGGAUGCGGCCCAUACAGGCGCCGCACAGGCAGAGUCGGCCCUCGCUGCCCGUCUGCAGCAGGUGAACAGCGAGGCCGUCUACGCAGUGGUGCAGUCACUUGGUAGGUUCAUGGCCUGCUACUUCACCAACCAACCGCUGGUCAUCAUGCCCCCCCACUGCGUGGACGUUCUGCCCCCCCUGCACCUGCCUCCAGCCCCUGGUCCGAGGCUCGUGCCCCUGAGUCAGAUCUCUGUCACGGAAGCGGUGCGGAGUCAGGAACUGUCGGGGGUGUGGACCGUGGGCUAUGCCCUGGACCUUCUCCUCCUGGGGGGGCUUCUUCCCGAGGCUGCAUGGUUCGCCCAUCACCUGGGAGACUGGAAGACGGCUGUCUCUCUGGGCGUGGCUUACACCACCUACUGUAGGGAUGAGACCCCCCUCACAGGGCUACGAUGGAAGGAACUGCACCUGCCAGGGGAACUGAACCCCAGACACAUACUGCAGGAGCAGCUGGAGUGCGUGCUAGGCAUGGAGGCACUGCGCGGCCAGCGGUGCUCCCAGGAAGAGGAGGACGAUCAGCUCCAGGCCUCAGUGCAGGACCUCCUCAGGGCAGCAGCCAUGGCUGGCCUGGACGUGCUGUCGCAGCCACUGCGCCACCUGGUGGACCGUGCCAGGGUGCUGGGGUCCUGCCUGUCCGCACUGGUGCCCGGUGGGCUGUACCUGCCUGCCCCACCGCUCUAUUGCCCCCAGCCUGCCCCAGACCCCGAUGACCCCACAGGAGAAGGGCCAUUGGCGCUGGAGUGGCUAUCCCGUCUGCAAGUGUCUGCCGUCCUGCAGAGGGCGCUGUUGCUCCUGAGGGCCGCUCGCUGCUGCGUCCCUGCUGCCCAGUGGUACACGACACAGCUGCGCUACUGCCGCCGGGUGAUGCGGAAGAUCCGUAGGGAUUGCUCUGAGGCUGCAGUCAGGUCCUUUCCCGACGGACUUAUGAAGUUCGUCUCCCCCAGUGGAUUUGUCAUACCUGGGUCUCCGAGGGAAGGGAUUCUGGACUCGGUGACCGUGGAGAUGAUGACAUGCUUCAGGGAGCUGUGUGGCUUCUGCUGGAUGCUCCAUGUUCGGGACCAGCUGUCAGUUUCCUGCAGGAAAUACCAGGCUGCAAGGAAUCAUGGGAUGGGCACACAGCUGGAGGCGUGUUGCGUGACCGCCCUGCGCUGGGGCUGCCGUCUCCUCCCUUUCGCUCGGUUCCUGAAUGCCGAAGAGGUCCUGCAGGAUGUGCUGCUCAGUCUGGCGUCUGCGCUGCCGCCUGUUCCCAUGCUGGCACAGGUGCUGUCCCAGGCCUUCCCGGCCCAGGAGGACUCAGUGCGGGUCUCCCUGAGGGAGAAGUACAGCUCCCUACUGCGGAGGCUUGGAGAGGACCAGGCAAUGGCCUCUCUGGUCGAGGAUCAGCUGAAGAAGAGCCGACGGAAUCGCAGUCGUGUAGCCAAGUGCCUCGGCCCCCUGCAGCGCCACCUGUGGGAGAGGGAGGAGGAGACAGGAGACUCUCUGGGGGCCAGCCUGAGCUGCAGUACACUGACGGACUGCGGGGACACGGCCGAUACCAGCUCGGAGCCCGCGUCACCGCCGCGUGGUGGGAGCCAGCUUGGGAGUGGUGCUGGACGGACCGGGGUCAGGGAGGACCCCGGCCUGCUGGAGCAAGAGAGGGAGCCCCGGGCAGGCAUACCAGGCAGGGCGCGCCUGCCUCUCGUCGGGACAUGGGAGUUCGAGUUGGAUGACGAGGAGUACCUGAGUUUCCUUGAGCUCUUCCUGAGCUACAUGCUAGAGAAGGAUAGUGUAGGGGGUGCACACUUGGACCCCCCCCUCCUGAGUAGCUACACGCCCCAGCUGUGGGAGAGUGAAUUGCACUCCCUGACAUUUGACAUGAUGACCACACUUCGGCGCCGUUGUGCCCGUGACAGGAAAGGGACUGCCGUGUUCCGGCCUGGUCGCUGCUAUCGGCUUGCUUCGUCUGGCCUGGGCCAGGGCCACAGCCAGUCCCUGGCACCUGGUACCAGCGUGGCCGGCUCGGAGCCACUCUUCCCUGGUCUUGGGGCAGGAAAGUCCCAGGGCUUGUUUGGCCUCCACCGUCAGGCCAAGAAUAGUUCUAAGUGCAGCAUCCAAGGGUCCCAGGUCAAUUCUGAGGCCCCCUGGCUGUUUGAGGUCCAGCCUGAUGCUGAUUUGGACCCUUGCGAAGACCCUGACCCGAGACUGGACGCUCAGUUUCCAAGUCUGAGCCGACUGCUAGAGUGGAUGAUGCGCUGGUCUGACAGGAAGGUGUUGCAUAUCCAUUCCUCCCCGAAGAGGACAGCUGCAGCCAUCGGAAAGGCCGGGGUGGUGUUUAUCAGGGCUAAGACAUCUGCCCCAGCUGUCCUCAGCACCCUGAAGCUCCUGACAAGCAGAUACAGCGCCGCCCUGCUGGGCAUACACUUCCAGGUUCCACUAACGGAGGCAACAGUCAGCCCAGUGCUGCUGCCAGAGAAGGUUUGGCGCAGUGAGGACACAGAGCGCUGUACCUUCUCUGGGAGCCCCCCUACGCCUUCUGCUCCAGAUCGUCUGCAAGGACGCCCUUUUGGCAUGUCUCUGAUAGAGGAGGCAGGGCCAGGGGCUGGCUCUGAAGAACAGAACCCUUCGUGCCGGUACCGUGAGAACAGUGUGACCUCUGACCUUAGCACGGCCGAGGAAGAUGACAGGAGUACGGAGGAGCCCUCUGAGUCGCUGGAGUCCCUCACUCGGCCUGACAUCUCUGUCCAGAUCAGGACUGUCCCCAGGACGCCAUCCCCCAAAGAUCAGACACUGACGCUGGCUGACCUGGACUAUGACACCCCCUCAAAGGAAGCGGCUUGUGGGUCUCCCGGAACAUCCUCUCAGGCUGAUGAGCUGGAGAGGUCAGAGAGUCCUGGGGCCUGUGGAGCAGAAUCAGAACCUGAGAGGACUGGGAAUGCGGAGGAGGAUGACUCACGGCUGGUUCUUGAACCCAGCAUGCCAGUGAACCCCAAGCUCCUCCCCCGGAGAAGCCCACAGCUGGAGCCUUGCUCGGAGAAUGUGGCCAGGGGGGGGCCCGCUACGGAGCCCCAGCACUCCGACAGCAUCACGCGGCUCCUGCAGGAUGAGCUUUUCAGGCUGGUACAGUUACAGCAGAUCAACUUCAUGGGUCUCAUGCAAAUUGUGGGAAUGUCAUUUACCAACCUGCCCCACCCUCAGGCCAAUCUGCCCAACCCUCAGGCCAAUCUGCCCAACCCUCAGGUCAAUCUGCCCCAGCCUCAACCUGAUCUGCCCCACCCUCAGCCCAUUCUGCCCCAGUUUCAGUCCAACCUGCCCCACUCUCAGACCAACCUGCCCCAGCCUCAACCUGGUCUGCCCCACCCUCAGCCCAUUCUGCCCCAGUUUCAGCCCAACCUGCCCCACUUACAGCCCAACCUGCCCCACCCUCAAGCCAGUCUGCCCCACUUACAGCCCAACCUACCCCACCCUCCGCCUGAUCUGCCCCAGCUUCAGUCCAACCUGCUCCACCCUCAGCCUGAUCUGCCCCACCCUCAGCCUGAUCUGCCCCACUUACAGCCUGAUCUGCCCCACUUACAGCCCAACCUACCCCACCCUCAGCCUGAUCUGCCCCACCCUCAGCCUAACCUGCCCCAGCUUCAGUCCAACCUACCCCUGUUUCAGCGUAACCUGCCCCACCCUCAGCCCACUCUGCCCCACUUACAGCCCAACCUGCCCCAGUCUCAUUUCACCCUUCCCCUUUUGCCCCAUCCUGUUUUGCCUGACUACAACCAAUCAAAGUUGCCCCAGCCCAGCCAGUCUGUUUUACCCCAGUUGCCUGCCCCUGUCCUCCAUCACAAUGUAUCCCCCAUCCAGCCCAACAUUCAGAUCCCAGCUAAGGGCGAAGGCUUUUCAGGCACAGCAGCCCUGCCCAGCAACUCUCAGGAAGCUGUGCAGGGCUCGCCACUGCUGGCUGUAGAUGCUAACUGGUCCCAGAUCAGUCAGAUGGGCCAGGAUGGUUUACUCCCUGCAUCCUCUGGGCUGCUCCGCUCGGUCACAAGCCAUGCCCCUGUAGGCAUCCCGCUGCUACUACCCCAGGACACACCUGAGCACACCCUACCCACAGUGCCCCCAGCUGGGCUCCCGCUGUUACAGCUGCAUUCCAAUAAGCGGCCAUUGCUGCAACCACAGCCUCCAUUGGUUUCCUCUUCUAGCCAGCCACCCCCUCCCUCGGUGAGAGAGGCAUGGGGACCGGCUCUGGGCGGUUACCUCCUGGUAGACCGGCCGCCCCCAGGUCAGGUGCCCUGGAGCUCUCCGCCUAGGCUCCGGCGUGUGGAACCCCACAGAUAUGAACAGUCCCCCGUGCUCCCCUUACUCCGCUUCCACGACGACGCUCGCCCCACAAUUGCCUGCCCCCCCGCUCCGUCCAGGUCCUUCCCUGGGUCGGGGAUUCGGCUGCUACGGUCAGAAUCCGAGCUCCAUGUUAGAGCAGAGCAUCCCCCACCGCUAGCGCUGCCAGCCCCUCGUCUCAUUCCCUUGGAGGAGCUAGCAGGAGGGCCUUUGUGGGGCAGCAGGCAGCUUCUCCUCCUGACCGCGGAGAGGCAGCCGCUCGCUGCUGAGGCGGCCCGCCACACGGCCCCGAUCUCCGCAAAGAGGCAGAGGAGGAGGGAGGAGAAGCGGAGAGAGAAGGGGGAUCCGGGCGUCACCUUCAAGCCAGAAGAACCAGCGACUCCAGCGGAGGUGUGCGCAGAGGGGGCCCAGCCCAGGGUGCUGAUCAAGCAGCCUUCAGAGCCCCUUCUCAUGCCGUGUGACCCUGUGCUGACAAACCAGCUUGUGGCAAAGGCUUGGUCCACUGCGGCUGAGCUGCAUGCCUUCGCCUGCACACAGAAGGCAGCCCCGGAAGUCCACGAUGCGUGUACCAGCACCGACCCAGCUUCUCCCAUCUCGCUUGCUGACAAAGCCGUUUCCGCCAAGUUUCCCGCAUCUCUGACUGCUGGUCCGGGAAUGGGUGAGCAGCAGCGGGAAGCUGCAGUUGUGCCCCCUGAUAUCUUCUUGGACCUGAGGUUCCCCCAGGACCAUCGUCCUCAUAGUCCUGAGACCCAGGAGGCCCCAGCACAGGCGGGGAAGAAGGUGGGCCGCGGAUUCAUCAAUGUCAUUGACCUGGAGGACGUGGCCUUAUUCCGGGAGCUGCCGCCCCGUCUGUCCCUUCACGCCCAGGACCGCCCUCGCUCGCCCCCACCCUCCAGCCAGCUCCAUCUCCUCGCUGCCUCUGUCACAAACUCCACCCCAGCAGAGCUGCCUGUCACAAACUCCCCAGCAGGGGCCCCGCUUCCUGACGGGCCUCCUGUGGGGCUGACUUUUCCAAGCACAGCCUCUCGGCCCGGGGAUGAUGCUGUGGUGCUCAAGCCGACCGCAGGACAAGAUGCUCAGGGGUCGGAUGCUCAGGGGUCAGAUGCUCUGGGGCAGGAUGCUCUUGGGCAGGAUGCUCUGGGGCAGGAAGCUCUGGGGCGGGGUCAGCCGGACCGGUGGGCGAUGUCCAGGAGGCAGGCGUGGAGCUGCCUGUCGGAGAUGGAUGCCCAGCUGAGUGCCUUGCAGAAGAUGGCCGACCACAUGGAGCGGGAGUUCGCCAGCAGCAGGAUGCUGGUGAGGACCAUAGACACACUGGGUCCACUCAGCCGUGAGCCCCCCAGCUCGGAGCCCCGCAGCAAGGUCGAUGUGAAGGUCGCAGAGGAAGCCUCCAGCGUGAGUCAGCCUCCGAGACACAUAGACCCAGAGGAUGAAGAGGCAGAGGAAGAGGAGAAGGAGGAUCAUCAAGGCUAUGGAGCUGAAUUUGAUGUCCCUGCACUGGUCACUGGUCCCCCAGACCCAAGGACACGCUUUUGCAGCUCUCCGCUGCCUGCUGCUGUGGACGGCGCCACCUUCCAGUCACUGCCCUCCCUGCAGGACUUGGGCACCAUGGCGACCGGCCCUGGACGGCGGCCAGAGGAGUCCCUAAACCUGUCGGGGCUCAGCGACGUGGGGGACAUCCUCGGGGAGCUGCUGCGGGACGGGGCCAUGUCGGCGACGAGCCUGGGUCUGUCGCACAUGCAGGCCGCCAAGCUGAGAAGGCAGGGGCUGCCGCAGGCAAGUCGGGCAGAGGAGGAGCAGCAGGAGGUACAGGCGUGGAUGAGGAGCAGACAGAGGGAGCGGUUGGCGGAGCACCGAAAACAAAGGGAGGAGCGAAUGGAGCAGGAGCGCAAACCCUUCAGAGGCACCACAACCCUGACGCCGACAUCCAGGGAUAUCACGCUCAGCAAGAAGGUCAAAGAAGAGAAGGACAGGGCAGCUCUGCUGCAGCACCACAGUCAGAGAGCUCAGGAGGCCUGCAACUUAAUGGCAGACCUACUCACUGCGUCGCAGGCCCUGCCCGUGUCCUCUCUGACUCCGCCCCCAAUGCAGAACAGCACUCAUAGCAGCACCAGGGUGGGGCUGCGAAACAGGAGUAAAUCCUCUGGGAGAGCAGGGAGGAGUCACAAGUCCCCAGCAGGGCUGCGCUCGCUCUCUUCCCCAGGCAGGGUGACUGAGGCUCAGGCCUCGCGGGCCAGCAGGCUGGGCCUGCACAGACCUGCCAAAGCCCUGCCUAGCGACCGCCUGUCCCAGUUUACACGACGGGGCAUGCUGACGCGCAUUCGAGACUGCACAGGCAUGGCGCAGGCUGAGGUCCGGGGCAGGACGCGGCGGGUUCCGCAGCCCCACAGUGUGCCGGGAACUGGAGGUGAGGACCGGUGCGGCAGCAGCCCCGAGGACACAGAGGACCGGGAUGUGGUGAGCCCCUGGGAGCCCGCCCCGGAGAUCCGGAGGCUCCUGGGUCUGGAGAGCCAGGACUGGGGACAGCGCCCGUGGACAGACUCGGCCCAGGCAGCCGGGAUGGAAGCCGGAUUGGAGCUGGACGGCGUGUCAGAGAGUACAGGAAGCAUCCUCAGUAAGCUGGACUGGGCUGCUGUGGAGAGCUUGCUGGCAGGAGAGGGGUCAGGCUGACCCUGUGUGUAGGGAGCCAGCCUGUGCUCUGCAUACUCAGUUGAUUUACCUUGGUUUUUAUGUGUUUAAUAAAUGUAAUUUUUAAGCCA